Messenger RNA from Scleropages formosus (Asian bonytongue), 2022 nucleotides. RefSeq names its product protein disulfide isomerase family A, member 3 (gene pdia3). The transcript is spliced from 13 exons. Gene Ontology annotation, molecular function: protein disulfide isomerase activity. Bases 180 to 1664 code for a protein of 494 amino acids. The record is from RefSeq and is a predicted model, not a curated record. Gene Ontology annotation, biological process: response to endoplasmic reticulum stress; protein folding. Gene Ontology annotation, cellular component: cell surface; endoplasmic reticulum. Lineage: Eukaryota; Metazoa; Chordata; Actinopteri; Osteoglossiformes; Osteoglossidae.
CUGCAGGAGCUUUCUCUUUCUUACUUUAGCGCUGCGUGCUGUUCGGGCCCUGGGCUGGGCUUCUCUGCUCAUACAACCCAAGCUGCGCAGGAAUAAGGACUCCAGUAUAAGGCCGCCGUGUUGGCUUAGUUUUUUCCUGUCACUGUCUGUAACUGUAGUGAGCUGCGUCACAUACAGCAAUGUUUAAACUGCUUUUCUUGGCUGUUUUCUGUGUGGCUGCCAAAGCCAGUGAUGUGCUAGAAUUCACGGAUGACGAUUUUGAGACCAAAAUUGUGGAUCACGACCUUAUUCUCGUGGAAUUUUUUGCACCGUGGUGUGGCCACUGCAAGAAACUUGCCCCUGAGUAUGAGGCCGCAGCGACACGUCUUAAAGGCAUUGUCCCAUUGGCAAAGGUUGACUGCACAGCCAAUAGCAAUGUGUGUGGUAAAUACGGUGUAAGUGGAUAUCCAACACUCAAGAUCUUCAGAGACGGAGAAGACUCUGGGGCUUAUGAUGGUCCUCGAACUGCAGAUGGAAUUGUAAGCCAUCUGAAGAAGCAAGCAGGACCUGCCUCAGUGGAGAUUAAGACACUGGCUGACUUGGACAAGUUUGCUGAAGAUCGUGAUGCCAGUGUCAUAGGCUUUUUCCCUGAUGCAGCCAGUACCUCCCAGGCAGAAUUUCUGAAGGCUGCAGGGGCCCUGAGGGAGUCUUACCGCUUCGCGCACACCAAUGCUGAGGAGCUGCUGAAGAAACACAACAUUGAAGGAGAGGGAAUUGUUCUAUUCCGUCCUCCACGUCUCAACAAUAAAUUCGAAGAGAACUCUGUGCUGUACACUGACGAGAAAUACACCAGUGCAAAAAUUAAGCGAUUCAUCCAAGAUAACAUCUUUGGAAUUUGCCCCCACAUGACUGAGGACAACAAAGAUCAGCUUAAGGGCAAGGACCGGUUGGUGGCUUACUAUGAUGUGGACUAUGAGAAGAACCCUAAAGGCUCCAACUAUUGGAGGAACAGGGUGAUGAAAGUAGCCAAGAGCUUCUUGGACCAGGGGAAGAAGCUGGCCUUUGCUGUGGCCAACAAGAACAGCUUUAGCCAUGAUGUUUCAGAGCUGGGGCUCGAUGCCAGCACUGGUGAGCUGCCUGUGGUUGGCGUCUGGACGGCCAAAGGAGAAAAAUACGUCAUGCAGGAGGAGUUUUCGCGUGAUGGAAAAGCCCUUGAGCGAUUUAUUCAGAAUUACUUUGAUGGGAAGCUGAAGCGUUACCUCAAGUCUGAGCCAAUCCCUGAAAACAAUGAUGGCCCAGUGAAGGUUGUUGUGGCUGAGAGUUUUGAAGAAAUAGUCAAUGAUGCCAGCAAGGAUGUCCUGAUUGAGUUCUACGCACCCUGGUGUGGUCAUUGCAAGAGCUUGGAACCCAAAUACAAAGAGCUGGCAGAGAAACUUGUCAAUGAUCCCAACAUUGUCAUUGCCAAGAUGGAUGCCACAGCCAAUGAUGUGCCCUCACCCUAUGAAGUCAAAGGCUUCCCCACAAUCUACUUUUCUCCAAUGGGAAGCAAGCAGAGCCCAAAGAAAUAUGAGGGUGGCCGUGAAGUGAGUGACUUCAUCUCCUACCUUAAGAAGGAGGCAACCAAUGCCCCUGUGGUCCAGGAGGAUGAGAAGAAGCCCAAGAAGAAGAAGAAGACAGAGUUGUAAAGAUCUCUGUUGUGGAAGGGAGUUUGCAGGAGAGAAUUUGCAAUGUAUAGAGUCCUUGAGAAUGUCCUGAUCAUGCUGGUGUUCCUGUGAAAGGUGAGCCACUCUGGGACCACUGAGCACAUGAUCAUAGCCAUAUGUGGCUUUGAAGGGACCGCUUUCCAGCUGAGAUUUCCCUUUUCCUUGUCUGUCCCCUAGACAGAUGCACUUUGAGGCCCGUUCUAAGUAUAGGUUACAAGGGGUGGGAGGAUGUUGGAAUUACCUUUUGUUCUUGGUUUUGUUUCUUUGUUUGGUUUUUGGUACCACAGUUUGUUUUGUACAUUUGGAAGAAUUAAAAAAAUAAAGGCCCAAAUGACCAAAC